UUUCCGUUAGAAGAUUCGAAUUCAGACUUGCAGAAAACCCCUGAUAGUGACUCUGACAGCGGACAGGGCAGCUGUGAGACAGCCUCUCCAGGUCGCUUCAGCAAGGGGAUAGCGUCUCUUGAUGAUAGAGAUUCAGAAGAAGAGAUUUUUGUACGUAAAAAAGCAAAAGCAAAAAGCAAGAAGGUGCUUCAGGACAGCGAGAGCGAAGAUGGAGAGGAUGGUGGCUCUUAUGUGCAGAACAAUACUCCGGGUGGAGACAAGGAAAAUGGAGAGGAAAAAGAGAAUGUUACUGCCCAGAGGAACAGGAAAUCUCAUCGGAUUCGCCAGGGUCUGCUAGACAGUGAUGACAGUGACACUGCUGACCAAUUGCAGAUUGAAAACCUUGAAACAAGCAAAAAGUCUGGCUUGCCUGAGAGUGAGUUGGAAGAGGAGAGACCCCUAAAAUCUGGGAAGAAGUACAGAGAACAUAAACAUGAUUUUGAAGAAGAGACAGCAAAAAAAGCUGUAGGAAAAUCAAGAAGAAGAAAGGAGAAGGAGAGAAGAAUUGAGUCCAUUAAACAGCUGAAAAAAGAAAAGAAGCCUAGAGCGGAGGGCAAGCAGGUCGAUGGUGGUGAGAGGUAUCCUUUUAAUGACAGUGGAUGUCUUCUUGAUGACAAAGAACUUUUUGAUAAUGGCUUAGAAGAGGAAGACGAUUACCCCCCAGAGGAUGAAGAGUCAAUAGAAUCAAUACGAGCAGCAGUGAAAAACAAAAUAAAAAAAUAUAAGAACAAAGAACGGUUUUCUGAGGGCGAAGGCUACAAACACGUAUUUGAUGAUGAGAAUGAGGAACCUGUAUUAAAAGAACCAAAAAGGAAGGAGCGGAAAGCAGCAAGGUUAAGUAAAGAAGCCAUUAAACAACUACAUAGUGAGACCCAACGACUUAUUAGAGAAUCGUCUGUGUCUCUCCCGUAUCAUGUGCCUGAAACCAAAAGCAUUCACGACUUCUUCAAGCGUAGACCUCGACCAGUAUGUCAAGGAAAUGCCAUGGCAUUGCUGAAGUCUGCUAAAUACCAGCUAUCCCUAAAUGAAGAAUCUGCAGACACUAAGAACUUGAACACGGAUUGCAAAGAUGGGCGAAUCGAAGGUGAUCAAUCAGCAGCUAAUGAACCAGAAACUAGCCUUGGCAGAGAUGUUGAUACUACUGUGAACAAGCCUCUUGCUGAUGCAGGGAAGAACUUGACAGAAGACUGUGCUGAAAAGCCCAGGCAGGACAGUGAUGAUUCUGUUACAGUUAGGACUGUAACAACUGAUAGUAAUACAGGAGAACAGCAGCACUCUAACUUCCUAAGCACUGACUGUGGUGAGCAAAACGAGAAUGAAAUUCCUCUAGCAGUUGGAGGAGAUGCCUGUGAGCGAGGAGAUGCCUGUGAGCAAGGAGAUGAAACAGCACCAGACUUAGAAUGUGAAAAAAGCAAUCAACAAGUGGGGCCUGGAUUGGUGGCACAACCUGAAAAAGUGAGGAAGUCCAAGUUGGAUAAACUUCGUGAACUGGGAAUAGACCUGUCCAUCAAGCCAAGAAUCUGCUCUGGCAAUGAAUCCUUUAUAAAUCUCGAUGAAUCCGAUUCAAAUAAAGGUAUUGCUUUUAUUGUUGUAAUCCUGUCAGAUCUGUCCAA
Pelecanus crispus (Dalmatian pelican) is the source of this 1652-nucleotide messenger RNA. Lineage: Eukaryota; Metazoa; Chordata; Aves; Pelecaniformes; Pelecanidae. The record is from RefSeq and is a predicted model, not a curated record.